AUGACCAUAUCAGCAAUUUGGCGUUUCACUGGUAGUGCGAACACCGCGUCGCAUUCUCAAAAAGUUGUUAUGAUUUUGAAUGAACAACAAAGAAAGCAAUUAUUGCAACCGCUAAUCAAUAAAGGAUGGAAAAUGGUUGAAGGUCGAGAUGCCAUUCGGAAGAAUUUACAGUUCAAGAAUUUUAGUGAAGCAUUUGGUUUUAUGACACAAGUAGCAAUGUGUGCAGAGAAAAUGAAUCAUCAUCCGGAAUGGUUCAAUGUUUAUAAUAAGAUUGAAGUGACUCUAAGCAGUCACGAUGUAAAUGGUUUGUCGGAAAGAGAUGUCGAAUUGGCCAGUUACAUCGAAAAAUUAUCCAACUAG
Messenger RNA from Brugia malayi, 360 nucleotides. RefSeq lists its product as uncharacterized. The coding region runs from base 1 to 360 and encodes 119 amino acids. The transcript has 4 exons. Gene Ontology annotation, biological process: tetrahydrobiopterin biosynthetic process. Lineage: Eukaryota; Metazoa; Nematoda; Chromadorea; Rhabditida; Onchocercidae. Gene Ontology annotation, molecular function: 4-alpha-hydroxytetrahydrobiopterin dehydratase activity. The record is from RefSeq and is a predicted model, not a curated record.